This is a messenger RNA of Aspergillus welwitschiae, 1028 nucleotides long. RefSeq lists its product as uncharacterized. Bases 308 to 943 code for a protein of 211 amino acids. Gene Ontology annotation, molecular function: mRNA binding. The record is from RefSeq and is a predicted model, not a curated record. The transcript has 3 exons. Gene Ontology annotation, cellular component: THO complex part of transcription export complex. Gene Ontology annotation, biological process: positive regulation of DNA-templated transcription, elongation; mRNA export from nucleus. Lineage: Eukaryota; Fungi; Ascomycota; Eurotiomycetes; Eurotiales; Aspergillaceae.
CACUGCGCUGAAACGGCCUUUUUCAUUCCCGCUCGGUCUUCCAACCGGCAGCUCACUAGCCUUGGACUUCAUUGAGUCUACACGCCAUUCUUUUCAUCCCAAACCUUUCAGUGGCUACUGUCACAAACCCAACAUUAGCGCUCAGCCCAUCAGCGACCGCACCUGCUCCACGUUGGCGUUGAUUUCCUUGCCACCAGCCACCUCCGAACCACAAACAUCCUCCUCUCCUCAAGCACUGGUACACGCUAAUUAUCCUUCUGUCGUCUCCGCCUUCCCGUCGGAAUUAUCCAUCCUGUGAUAACCCGCCAUGGCCAUCCGCGAUAUCGUCGCCAAUCCCUCGCUGCUGCCCGUGCUCGGGCUCAGCGCCGAGACUCGCGAUCAAUGCAUGAAACUGUUGGCCGUACUCGACCCCACGGCUGAUCUGUCCGAUGACCCUCAAGAGCGUGCUCUGGCAGCCUCUCGCGAGCAGAAACAAUUGUUUGCUCUUCUGGCUCGUCUGCGGGGCCAGAACCGGGAUGCGAUUAUGCGCGUGCGCGAGACCAAGCAGUCCACUGCAGAAGCCCGCCAGGAGAUUGACCGUCUCCAUCUCCAACUCCAGAACUUGUAUUAUGAACAGCGACAUUUGACGGGCGAGAUCGCCGCCUGCGAGUCCUACGAUCACAAAUAUCGCUCCCUACCCUUGAUUCCCCUCGAAGAGUUUCUGGCUCUGCAUCCCGAGCACCAGCAGUCCGAUGAACACGAAUUGAUGAUCGCUCGCAUCAAUCACGAACAUGCGGAACGGGAGAAGCUGGAACAGGCACGACAGGAGCUGCUGAAGCGCAAGCAGGCCUUGAUCGCGGAGAACAACAAGCGCAAGGAGGAUUUGGCCAGCUUGGAUCAGGAUUUAGAGCGGUUUAUCGACGCGGCCAAACCGAUCCAAAAGAUCUUCGAAAAGGAGUAUUAGUUGGGAUUGUCUUGUUGUUUUGGGCUGGCGCAUUGGUUAGAUACCCCAAGUGAAUUUGCAGGAUAGCAUAAUAUGGAAUUAUCGG